CCGGCUGGUCCCCAUGUCAGACAGAGUUUUCAUUUUUCGUCAACUCCUUACUUGUUGACUGGUUGUUGGCAAUUGCCAGAGACUCAUUGCCACUCGUUGUUUUCACAAAAACUACAUGACACCAGGUUGGUUCAUCUUUAUACUGGAAGUACGGAGAAGUCGUUGUAGUAGUUCGACCAAGAAAGGCUUGUGGACAAGGGGCCGUUCUCAAUUAUACCCUUCCUGGUAGUGGUCCCUCUUUCCCGAUCUUGGAACACGGAAGACUCCUGGUAGCUCAACCGACAACCGCAAGGGUGAGGAGCGCAUGCUCUGCACUGCUGGCCCAUUACAGUGCGGCUUUUCUCGAAUCAAGAAGCUUCAAAGCCUGCAUAGGCUCACCCACCCCAUCCUCCUUCAUCAGGUACCAGGUACGGAGACGCCCCCCCCACAGCUUCUUCUCCAUCGAUACAGGUCCUUGUCUCUAGCGGCAGCCUCCAUUUUUGCCGUGUUCUCUGCGGACAAUUCUCUGAAACCCCUCCUAACGGAUAUUACGAGUACUUUGUUUUCUGACAAGAUCUGGAGCUUGCAGGCUCGGGACAAGUCAGUCAUCCUGCUAGCAUCUUGGGACCACCCGGCACCCCAUACCUGCACGAGGCAUAUACCUGUAUGCGAGCUGAUGAUUCCAGGACCAUCGAUUGCACCUAAAUCAAUGUCGGACCCCACUGAAGCGCGUGACAGGGGUCGCUCACUGGUUCUUCUCGCUUUGCAGGCGGCUAACUACCUACUUCUUUCUUGGCCAACCCGGUCAAAGGGAUACAUCCACUGUAUUACCAGUACAGCAAGCUCUCCGCAGGCCGAGAUCAAAGGCAGUCCCUUUUCGAAGGGAUCCCGCCCCCUCAACCCAGACCAAACUGAUCCGAGCCGUCCUUGUUCCGUGCCACUACUUCUGAGCAUAACUAAACUUGUUCCUCGUGAUAAAUCAUUUGGUUGGUUGGUUUCGAGUUUCUGAAUCAUACAACUCGCGAGCGAGACGACUCAACCAGCAGCUUCCAUUUCCUAUCGGAGUACCACGGAACAUUUCUUCGGGACCUCGUAAGCUGGCUUGACUUUUUCAGGAUCUGGAUCUGUCGAUAACUUGCAG
Trichoderma harzianum CBS 226.95 is the source of this 1120-nucleotide messenger RNA. RefSeq lists its product as hypothetical. NCBI's taxonomy places the organism in Eukaryota, Fungi, Ascomycota, Sordariomycetes, Hypocreales, Hypocreaceae. The transcript has 2 exons. The record is from RefSeq and is a predicted model, not a curated record. The coding region runs from base 305 to 988 and encodes 227 amino acids.